AUGACACGUUUACCGUCAUUCUCCGUUACCUCCUAUGUUAAAAGUAACGUCGACAGAUAUGAGUUAUCUUUGUCAUCAUGCGGACAUCAGUCGCAGAAACAUCAACGAGGACGCCGCCGACGAAGAAUACGCAGCAGCAACAAUAAUAAUAGCGUAUCACUACGAUUACUCCUUCCUAUAUUCAUCCUGCUAUGCGCCCUGAUUCAUUUCCCAAAUCCUGUUCAUGGAGAAUACGACGUGAGCGAAGAGCAGCUAGCCAGGAUCCCGUAUCGCUUUGCUUCAGCAAGCUUUUCGCACGCUGGUGUGGUAUAUAGCUAUGGCGGAGCAACACGUAACUCGAGUGCAUCUACGCUGUUCACAUCCAUAUCCUUUGAUCCACACAAUGGUCAAGUCAUCUAUGCCGAUGUGCCACAACCCAACUGGAGCCCGAGUACAGCCUAUAGCCAAGCUGUAUUACUUCCGGACAAAAACCGGGUGUUGUUAUUCGGCGGCUGUAAUUACACCUCCAGUGUAGGAACGGCAGCAGCAGCAACAACAACACCAUCAUCGUCCAUCAAUGACAACAAUAGUACUAUUACAAUGACCCAUGAUAGUCAUACCACAGCAAUACGAUUGUACGAAUAUCGAUUUGAUACUCAUAAUUGGACUACCUUACCCAUUCAAAUCACAGGUGGAAGAGGCGAUUCUUCUACUACGCUGCUGCCAAGUAAUCGGAAAGACUUUACUGCGACGCUUUCUCCAAUUAAUGGGAAAAUAUACAUCUAUGGAGGCCAAGAUAUUUAUUAUCAGGCGUCAGCAGCCACACAAGGGCGCGAAGGCAUAGAAAAAGGCGUUUCCUUAAUUAAUGACAAUUGGGUGUAUGAUCCGGAAACGAACAUGUUCACUCAACUCCCGCCUGUUCCAGGUCAACCCGAUUCCAUUCUUUACGGUCAUUCAGCCGUAGCACUUGAUAACGGCAUCAUUGUUCAUCUCAUGGGUAACGGCUACUAUGGUACCGGGUACUAUGACAGCAGUCAAAAUGCUACAAUGUGUGAUCGUGCACUGUUGCUUGACACCAAUACAGACACGUGGUCUCUCCAGCCAUUGAUUGGAAGCUCACCACAGCAAAUUAUCAAUGGCUUUGCAGUGCUUGGACCCGAUCGGAAAAACAUCUAUAUCAGUGGAGGAUUCGGCGCUAGUCGAACAUUACAAAACAUCAGCGUAUCAUCAAACGAUCUGAAUGCUUUGGACACAUCUACAUGGUCUUGGGUACCAUUGGAUCAACAGACAGUCGGAGACCCUCCGAAACCGCGCUUUUACACGUGUGCAGAGUUGCUUCACGAUGCAUACGUGGUGGUUGCUUUCGGUGUAUCUGAAUAUUUUUGGUACAAUGACAUUAAUGUACUCAGGUUUUACACUUUUGAAAAUGGGUCCCUUGGCACUGAAUGGACGGCAAACCUUGAUUAUCCAGCACAAAUGGCAGAGAUCGGAUCCUCUUCGAAUACGUCACUCAGUAUAGAAACAAAAAUGGCCAUUGCCGUCGGUGUUUUAGCUGCAGUGGUUGUCACUGUAGCGUAUGUAUCUUGGUAUCACCGAGAUAGUGCCAAAGUGAUGCUAGGACGAUCUUAUCGCUGUCUUAUAUGGACUUCCAGCAGAGCCGGCGAACCGAUGUGGACAGGCUUGGCACACAUAUUGUCCAAAACAAUCCUUGCAUGUAUAUUCUUGGCAUAUCUUGUUUACACUAUUUUCCAAGUGGCCAAUAGUUCGGUUGCAACUCUUACAAUCCAAGAGCCAAUACGAAGUGUAAGCGUACCCGAUAUCCGGUUCUGCUUUGAUGGAUGGACAAAUCCAAGUCUUGGAUGUCAGACGGAAACACUCUCGAUCGAUGACUGUGUCUCAUUAGACUAUAUUUCUCCUCUCGACAUGGGUAUCCACCAACCUUACUUUGGCUAUACUGGCACGGUUGAUUGUUACCUCUUCCAUCCACGUAAGAGUUUUCAAUUAAGCGGUACACCGAACGCGCCGUUUUACAAUGGGUCCAGAAUCCAAUUCAGCUUCUAUGGUACUGCACACCAUGUCGACACUCCAGGAUUGAUUCACAUUACGCUGUAUCCGCCUGGCAUGGACCCCAACCUGGCAUAUUAUUUUAAAAAGUCCCAAUACGGCUACGAUUAUGACACCUCAGCGCUCGACGACUGGCUCUACGACGAAAGCAACAACUUGGUGUCUGAGAACACUUAUACAGUGGAAGCCAAUACGUCUUCUGCUGUUAGUUACCAGAUCACUAUCCAUCAGUAUCUUCAAGAAAGCGCAUGGAACAAUUUUGGUAUUUGGUAUGCUUAUAAUGCAACGCCAUCUAUCAAAACACAAUCGUUGCAAGGUGGCCGCUCAGCAACGCCACGUCCGCUCAAUAUGACCGGCAACAAUUUCUUGGACGUUUAUCCGUCCAGUUAUACAUCAGUGAGCUUGCUCGAUCAGAGGAUUUAUACCAUCUUGUCUAGCAUCGGUCCUUGCGGUGGUCUGUUGGCAUUAUUGAUUACACUGAACUCGUGGAUUUUUGGCGCUCGGCCUCGUUCGCCCUGGGGUAUCAUCCAUCGGAUUCUAUGGACCGACAGAAGCCGCAACUCGUUACUUCGGGGGCUCCGGGAAAAGUUCGGUGGCGUUGCAGCAGCUGGCAACAUUCCAUUUAUUAACCCGGUUGACAAGCGGGUUCUGACCAGCCAAGAAGCCGAUUGGCACGAUAUUGUAAUGACUAGCAGCAACUAUCGACGUCGACGCUGGCUUAAACGACGACAGAAGCAUCAACAGCAGCAGAAUAAAAAAGAUGAUUUAAAGGAGCAACGAGCAAUGACGACAGCACAAGAUAUAGAGCAUCAAAAGCAAAAGAACAACAGUACCUUAAAGGUGCCGUAUGAUCAGCAUCAUCAAAUCAGCGAAAAGCCCAGCUUCGGUACAUUUGUAGCCCUUUCUCACAGGAACAGCAAUUAUCAAUCACAGUCUACUACUUUGGAUGACGCAAUACAAAAGAUUGAGCAACUGCAACGGCGAGUGCAACUCACAGAGUUGCUGCUCAAGACAUAUUACAUUGACGACGAAGUUUUCCGGGGGCUACACAUUGCACUCGCACAACAAGAGCAGCUGCAGCAAGAGCAGCAAGACAGAUCAGCAAGUGAUAGCUCAUCAAUACUAUCUUCUGCUUCGACAUCGCGUCGACAUGACCCUGGUACUGCUACCACCGCUACGAUUGCCGCUACUGCUGGUACGAUGACGGAGAACAGCUACAAUGACGAUUGCAGCGAGCAUCAAUGCGAUAAGAGUCCUACAUCUGCAUCACCCGAGUUUGAUCUAGCAGAAACGCCACCAGGAACACCAACUACGCCACCUCCUGCUUUUAAUCAACAUAGUAGCCUUUUCAGCACCAGUACAAAUUCAUACGCGUCGUCAUCCCGUGAUCCACCACCACCACGAUUUUCUUCAGAAAUUCGAGCUUCACAACUGCCGCCAUUUUAUACAUGA
Molecule: messenger RNA, 3495 nt
Organism: Zychaea mexicana
Lineage: Eukaryota; Fungi; Mucoromycota; Mucoromycetes; Mucorales; Lichtheimiaceae
Exons: 7
Coding region: 1-3495 (1164 amino acids)
Molecular function (GO): protein binding
Source: RefSeq, a predicted model, not a curated record